Messenger RNA from Rhipicephalus sanguineus (brown dog tick), 2015 nucleotides. RefSeq lists its product as uncharacterized. The transcript has 8 exons. The coding region runs from base 358 to 1161 and encodes 267 amino acids. The record is from RefSeq and is a predicted model, not a curated record. NCBI's taxonomy places the organism in Eukaryota, Metazoa, Arthropoda, Arachnida, Ixodida, Ixodidae.
AGGCGUUCCUGGGCAACACUGACUCUCACAGCCUGAAGUUGAGCUACCUUGAUCCUCCGGUGCACGCCCGCUUCCUUCGACUGCACGUGCUGCGCUGGCACGGCCGGCCCAGUCUGCGCUUCGAACCUCUCGGAUGCCAGGAGUGCAACGAGGUGAUCUCGGUGCCUCCCGUGGCGCGACUGACGGCUUCCAGCUGGCGUCCCUGGCACCCGCAGCAGGGCUCGUGCAGCCCCGACGAGGGGCAGCUAUUCGCCAGGGGCGGUUGGUGCGCGCUCAGGAACAACGGCAACCAGUGGCUUCAGGUGGACCUGGGGCCGGCGACCCGAGUGACCGGUGUGGCCACCAGGGGCCGCGGGGAUGCCCGGCGCAAGCACUGGACCACGGCGUACCUGCUCUCCUACUCCAACGACAGCCUCCGAUGGCAGCACUACAAGGACGACAACCACCUGGAUCCCAAGGCCGGUGUUCGGGGGCAACAUGGACCGCGACACGGAGCGACGCCACUACCUGAACCAGCCGUUCGUGGCGCGCUUCGUUCGCUUCCAGCCCACCUCGUGGAAGAGGAGGAUCGCGCUCAGGGCCGCCGUCAUCGGGUGCCCGCACAGGGGAGACUGCGGUCCUGGAUUCUUGAGGGUUCGUGAGGACUCCGAAUGCACCGAGAACCUGGCGUACCGUCGCGAGACGUGGGUGAACGACCGGCGGUACGCGUUCGCCCAGUGGACCGACGGCCACUCGUCGUUCGCCGUGGACGGCGACGCGAGCUCGUCGCAGCCUCCACGCAGCUGCGCCAUCCUGGACAACUACUUCGUCGACCAGCCCGUCUGGAUGGUCGACCUGGCCAAGAGGCAGCGGGUGCGGGGGCUGGUCGUGCUCACCUGGCAGGCCAAGCACCAGCACGAGCGCAGCAAGCUGUACCACGAGAUGUCCAACCUGGACAAGCUCACGGCCUACGUGGUGGACCGGCCGCGACUGGAGGAGAUCCCCAACGCGUACAAGUGCGCCUCGGUGUCGCGGCUGCACGGGGCCCUGUCUCGCCGACGUCUGCACUUCGAGUGCCCCGACGACAUGGAGGGCCGAUACGUCUACCUCAAGGCCAGCGGCGUGCACAACCGCAAGGGCCGUCUCUACGCGGCCGUCCUGUGCGAGGUCAUGGUCUACUGACCACGCGUCGCCUCGCGACUACUCUACGCAGUUGCCUCGAGUUGCGUGCAGUAUGUUCGAGCUCGCCGCAACGACCUGGUCGACACGGGAGGUCGCACGUCCCGGAGCGCCGCCAUGAGACGCGUUUCCCGAACGGACCUGCAAUAUCAACAACUUCGAGAAUGCUUAAAACCAUGUUGCUGAUUUUGCGAGAGCUUCUGUAACCAAGUGAUCCAAGCUGUGUUCAUUCCCAUUUCGUGACGCUCAAAUAUUACCUUCUACUUUCUUUUCUUCAUCUUUUAUUUUAAUAGCAUUCAGGCAGUUUUUGAAAUGUAACCGUAACCUGUUUAUAGGGUUGUCUUUCCUGCAAUUGUGAACAAUUUUUGCCGCCGUUUCCUUUCAUCUCGUCGUUGUGCUAUUCUUGUUGUGUUAGCUUGUUUUUUGCAGGUCAUUUCACAAACACGCAUAUACAUCUUACGUAUAUUGCAAAGCGCUUUCGAAAUAAGAAUUUCUAGGUACCUUCCCCACGAGGAUAAUUCGAAGGCACUCCAAUGAUUCUGUGUGUUUCGUGUACGAUCCUUGAAGUGGUACGCAGUUAUUAUCGAUUGCUUAGUAAUGGUGUUGAUAACACGUGAAAUGUACAUCGAGGUAUUGGAAUGCUCGCGGAAACGCUGUCUAUGCCGUGAAUUUUACCCUGAAAGCAGCUUUCGUUUGCGCUUAAACUCAAAAAGAAUGAUCGAAUUCCACAUGAAGGCCCACUGCUUUUCAUUAAUGAAAAUUACGACGAUAGACUAAUGAAAGAAAAGAGUGCAAUUUAAGGGCUCGUUUUUUUUAUUAAGUACAGCCUUAAAGAAAGCCAACAGACAAUGGCUACG